This is a messenger RNA of Nematocida minor, 1002 nucleotides long. RefSeq lists its product as uncharacterized. The coding region runs from base 1 to 1002 and encodes 333 amino acids. The record is from RefSeq and is a predicted model, not a curated record. The transcript has a single exon. NCBI's taxonomy places the organism in Eukaryota, Fungi, Microsporidia.
AUGGAAAAAGACAGCACAGUAACAGUGGAGAUAAACGAAGAUCUACUAUCAAAUAUAAAGAACAAGAUAAUGCAGUACAUUGAUGUAGUUUAUAUAAAAGAAGCAGUGCAGAAGGAAACAAACUUGCCAAUCGUUUGUGGCGUUCUCACUGCAGUAGUUGUUGCAAUAAUAGUGAUAAUGGCUAUAUUUAUAUCAAGAAGAAGAAGACAAGCUAGAGAGCGGACUGAAAAAGCUGUUUAUAAUAGAAACAUUGAGUUAGAAGCACAGAUUAAAUCACUAGAAGAGGAAGUUGGAAUACUGAAUGAAAGAAUGACAAAUCUUUGUUCAAAAAUUGAAAUAUUUAGAAAUAAAAAUACAGAUUUCCAGAAUGAAGUGUUCCAGCUAAAACAAGAAGUAAAAAAGAAUGAAAAUAUAAUUAAUGAGAAAGAUAAAGCAUUAAAUGAGCAGAGAGAUUUAUACGAAAAUGAAAUCAAAACACUUCACACAGAAUUUAAUAAGAAAAGUAGUGAAAUACUUAAAAUACAAGAACAAAUGAAGCUUGAUAAACUAAACUACGAUGAAAAAUGUGCAAAACUAGAGAAUGAGAAAGUUGAGCUUCGAGAACAAGUUGGUAAAUUUGACCAAGAGAAUACAAAUUUACAUAAUGAAGUGUUCCAGUUAAAACAAGAAGCAGCAAAGAAACAAGAAAAAAUGCUAGAUGAUGAAUAUAGAGUAUUAGAUCAGAAGAAUGGUGACCUCCAAAAAGAAAAUGAAAAUCUUAAUGAAAAAGUCAAAAACUUAGAUCUUAUGAUAGAUACAUUACAAAAAGAGAUACAUGCUAAAGAAGAAUUAUAUAACAAAGUAAUAAAAGACCUUCAGCUUUCAAAUGAAGAGGUAACAAAAAAGCUCGAAGAUAUGGAAAAGAAACUUGAAAACACAAAAAUACAUCAUGCAAACCGUAUUGCCAAGAUGAAAGGAAGUAAAAGAUCAGGUGGCAAUAAAAGACCAAAGAGACAUCACUGA